Molecule: messenger RNA, 2038 nt
Organism: Xenopus laevis (African clawed frog)
Lineage: Eukaryota; Metazoa; Chordata; Amphibia; Anura; Pipidae
Gene: tmprss5.L
Product: transmembrane serine protease 5 L homeolog
Exons: 16
Coding region: 439-1974 (511 amino acids)
Biological process (GO): proteolysis
Cellular component (GO): membrane
Molecular function (GO): hydrolase activity; peptidase activity; serine-type endopeptidase activity
Source: RefSeq, a predicted model, not a curated record
GUUAACCAGCUGGAUUUCAGCAUAGAAAAUGGCAUUUAUUCCUACUUUUUGAAGAAACAGAAUCUGGUACAACAGGAGGGAAUCCUGGAGCUAACACCUGGUCCAGAGUUGGUAUUUUAAUGAAAGUGGUGUUACAUGCAACUGACUUUGGGGAAAUUCUGGGGGCCACAACUGCACUUGCUGAUGAGGGGACGAGCCUGGUGCUGGGUGAAUACUGUCAUUAAAAGCCAGCGUGGAACUGUCCUGUCUGUGCUCCUCACAUCUUUCCAAGAGACAUAGAACACUAGUGCGAUGGAUCUCCUUAGUUCUGGGUAUCGAAAAGUGCCGCCCAAGACAAGAAACUGAAGCCAAAACACUGGAGCACGUCUUUACUCCAGCCAUAUUGGCUGUGCAAAGAAACAGAAAGGGAGAGAGGUUCGAUGGAAUGGCCCCUUCAUCAUGAGAAAGGGAUCAAGGAGAGUCUCUUUAUUUGAUAUUUUCCCAGAAACCCCCAAUGAGGAGGACGUGACAGUUUUGGAUGUGGAAUGUGAGCAGGGAGUCCGGGUAUCUGGCGAUUCGGUUAUCUCUCCACCAGAGUCACAGCCAGCAGAUGGAGCCACCGUAAUUAUUCCUACAGUGACUGAUGAACAGAAACAAAAUGUUCCCAGUGUUCCGACAGUGUGUGAGACGGAGACCAGGGCUGCGCCAUGUUCCCUGCGAAAUCUGUCCCGGAUCCUCUUCUUUAUUUCAGUCCUUCUAUCUGUAGGAGCUGUGUCUCUGUCCAUCUGCCUCAUAUUGCAAUAUUUCUAUCACCCUGUGGUCCAGAGAGCCUGCCCUGAUUAUGUGGAUGUUUGUUCCUCCUCCUUAAACUGCUCCCUUGCACAAGGUGCCAACCUCUGCCCUCCUGGUAGGCAGCCAAGCAACGGAACCCUGGAAGAGUAUAAGAAUCCAGUGUUGCUGCUGACAGGUCGCUCAGUGUUGCAGCUAUACGGUGCUAGAUCUGGCAGGUAUUACACGGUGUGUCACCAGGGCUGGAAGCCGUCCCAUGGCUGGACAGUAUGCCGAGAGCUGGGCUUUAACAGUCACACAAUGUCUUCUCCGGUGCCACUCAGUGCCAUGAGUCCCGUUUUUCUGGAGGCUUUUGCCACUGUGAAUAAAACUGAUGGGACACCAAAUAAUCUGGAAACUUUCAUGAGCCCUGUGGAUAUUUGCCCCACUGGAGAAGGGGUUUCACUGCAGUGUACAGACUGUGGUCACGCAUCUACGGAGAGUCCUCGAAUUGUAGGGGGGACCAACUCAUCUUUGGGAAGCUGGCCAUGGCAAGUCAGCCUGCGGUGGGACGGACGCCACAUGUGCGGCGGAUCCAUCAUAUCUUCCCAGUGGGUGAUGAGCGCUGCUCACUGCUUUGUGCUUAACGGCUUCCUGACUGUUAGUAGAUGGAAGAUCCACGCUGGGUCCAUCUCUCUAAGCAGUGGCAUUGCCUAUUCUGUCCGUAAUAUCUACUACAAUGGACUGUACAGCUUGGAAACCAAUGACUACGACGUGGCCCUUCUCAAAACCAGUGCCCCCAUGAGCUUCUCGGAGACCAUGCGGCCUGUUUGUCUGCCCAGAGCCUACCAGCAAUUCCAAUCCUCGGGCAACUGUUGGAUCAUCGGCUGGGGUCACUUGACCGAAGGAGGACAGUUAUCUCUAGUUCUAAAGGAAGCAAAAGUGCAGUUGAUCAGCAGCCAGAUCUGUAACCACUCGUCCAACUAUCCCGGGCAGAUUAGUCCUCGAAUGCUUUGCGCCGGUUACCAAGAUGGUAGACUCGACUCAUGCCAGGGGGACAGUGGAGGACCCCUGGUGUGUCAGGAGGGAGGCAUGUGGUGGCAGGUUGGCAUUGUGAGCUGGGGAGAAGGCUGCGGCAGACCCAAUCGCCCUGGGGUUUAUACCAAUCUCACUGAAGUCCUAGACUGGGUGUACCACCGGCUUCAGAUGGACAGCGAGGUUACGUGACCCAAGGAAGACACACAGAGAAGAAUAUCAGAGAAAGUGAAUAAAAAUUAAGGUUGUUGUUUUU